UAGUAGACAACGAUUGAAGAGAAGUUCGUGCAAGUGCUGCUGAUAGAGUAUAGAAUAUAUCCGCUCUUUAAAUUACGUGUUAGCGUCGUACACGUCAGAAUGAACUUUAAAAUAGUAUCUUGGAUUUCUGCAAUGUUUUUAUUGGCAGCGACAGCAGAUGAGAUGGUGAAUAUACCAGGAGGAAAGAUGUUGAUGGGAACCAGUGCAGUCGAUGGGAGAGACGGAGAGUCUCCCACCAAAGAGGUUGAACUGGGUCCUUUAAAAAUAGACAAAUAUCCCGUCACAAAUGUGGACUUCAGAGAAUUUGUGAGAGCACAGAAGUACAAAACUGAAGCGGAGACGUUUGGCUGGAGCUUUGUGUUUCAAGACUUUGUGUCGGAGGAGCUGAAGAGCAAAGUCACACAGAAGAUUGAGUCUGCUCCUUGGUGGCUGCCUAUAGAACGAGCGUUUUGGAGACAGCCUGCAGGACCAGGUUCAGGCAUUCGUGAGCGCCUGGACUUCCCUGUGGUUCAGGUGAGCUGGAACGACGCUCAGGCCUUUUGCCAAUGGAAGGGCAAACGACUGCCGACUGAGGAGGAGUGGGAGUGGGCUGCACGUGGGGGUCUGCAAGGUCGAAUUUAUCCGUGGGGAAACAAGUUCCAGGGCAAGAGGACCAACCUGUGGCAGGGAUCAUUUCCUGACGGAGACACUGCAGAAGACGGUCACCACGGCCUUUCUCCUGUCACAGCAUUUCCUCCUCAGAACAGCUAUGGACUCUAUGACAUGAUGGGAAACACAUGGGAAUGGACGUCCACGCCUUUUCCUGGAGCGAAUCAGAUGUACGUGCUGCGCGGCGCCUCGUGGAUCGACACAGCGGACGGGUCGGCCAAUCACAAGGCUCGGAUCACAACCAGGAUGGGAAACACUCCUGAUUCGGCCUCUGACAACCUGGGAUUCAGGUGUGUUGUCGACAAGGGACAGAAACAAGGGGAGAAGAAAGCCGAGCUGUAGCAAAAGACAGAAAAUAUGAAAUGACUUAACAGGUUUAUUCAUUUGAACUGAGCGUUAAUGUUAGUUUGCAGGAACUGUAAUGACUUAGCAGGAAAAAAUAAGGGACCAAUGAAAACUUGAUGACAGACUUGACUGUUGAUGGAUGAUGAUGAAGAGAUGACAGCAGUGUCAGAAACCUGUAUUUCUCCCAUGGAGAACUUAGUUUGUUUGUUUUAAUUCAUGAAUUUGAUAAACACAGCCUUUUAUUAUGAUAUCAAGAAAUAAAUCAUUCCCAAAGGUUA
Solea senegalensis (Senegalese sole) is the source of this 1271-nucleotide messenger RNA. RefSeq names its product sulfatase modifying factor 2 (gene sumf2). The record is from RefSeq and is a predicted model, not a curated record. The transcript is spliced from 9 exons. Gene Ontology annotation, cellular component: endoplasmic reticulum. Lineage: Eukaryota; Metazoa; Chordata; Actinopteri; Pleuronectiformes; Soleidae. The coding region runs from base 100 to 990 and encodes 296 amino acids.